AUGAGAAAGAGAAAACCGAGUAAGAAACAUUUGUUAACUUUCGAUGACGUGGAAGGAGCUGAUGCUGCCAAAGCUGAACUUCUUGAGAACUUUUUGUAUAUUGUCUCGUGCAUUAAAAAAGAUAGUAUGAAACUUGGGGCGAAACUACCACGAGGGGUUUUUCUUACGGGUCCCCCGGGAACCGGAAAAACAUUGUUGGCCCCUGCGGUGGCCGGAGAAGCUGGCGUGACGUUUUUCUCAAUUUCCGCUAGUGAAUUGGCCGAGGUUUAUGUCAGGGCCGGGGCUGCCCGUGUUCGAGAGCUUUUCCGGGAGGCAAGAAAACGUUCGCCUUCUAUUAUUUUCAUUGAUGAGAUAGAUGUUGUUGGAGGAGAAUGUGGAAGCAGUUCGAAUAGUAAACGCGACCAAACUUUAAACCAGCUUUUGACUGAGAUGGAUGGGUUUGUGAAGAGUGCAAAUGUGGUGGUUAUAGCGGCUACAAACAGACCCGAGUCACUAGACUCUACUUUGAUGAGACCGGGUCGGUUUUCCAGAAAAGUGGUUGUGGGUGAACCGGAUGAAGAUGGAAGACGAAAUAUUUUUGGUUUAUAUAUGGAAGAGGUGCCCAUGAAGGAGGAGGACAAAGAUGACAUUUGUGACCUUGUUGCUUCACUUACACCCGGGUUAGUAGGGGCUGAUAUUGAAUAUAUAGCUAAUGAAUCCGUACUUCUUGCUGCUCGUAGAGAUGGUGAUUUUGUGACUAAGGAGGAUGUUCUUCAAGCUGUUGAGAGGGCCACAACUAGAGGCAGAGGCCGACCCAUAAAAAAAUAUCAGAAGUUGUACAAUUUUUUCUUGGAGGCUACACUUACGUUAAAUAAAAAGAUUUUGCAAAAAAGUUACACUUCAUUGGGAAAUUUGAAGGGUUGCCGGAGUACAACCAAUAUUUGUAAUGAUGAUAGUUCUCCUGAAUCUAAGUCACUGUAUUUGUUCGGACAAAUGGCACUGGAAAUGGUGACAAAUGACAUCGGAAAGGGUGCACUUCCAUGGUGGAUCUGUGGGAUUUAG
Messenger RNA from Lactuca virosa, 1041 nucleotides. Lineage: Eukaryota; Viridiplantae; Streptophyta; Magnoliopsida; Asterales; Asteraceae. The record is from the annotation of a GenBank genome assembly.